Molecule: messenger RNA, 519 nt
Organism: Pediculus humanus corporis (human body louse)
Lineage: Eukaryota; Metazoa; Arthropoda; Insecta; Psocodea; Pediculidae
Exons: 5
Coding region: 1-519 (172 amino acids)
Source: RefSeq, a predicted model, not a curated record
AUGACCUGCGUGGCCCUACCGGAACCUCCAGUUUUUGGAGGAUAUCCGGCGAGUGGAUUAGAUAGUUAUGCAGCACCGGUUGGUGGCGGUGGUGGUUCCGGAGCUCCGGCUCCACAAUAUGGACCACCGGCCCAAGCUCCAGUCGUACACAAACACGUUUACGUUCACGUACCACCUCCAGAAGCUCCAGUUUACCAACCAAGAAAAGUUUAUCCGGCUCCGGUACCUAGAAAACAUUAUAAAAUAGUUUUCAUAAAAGCUCCAACUCCACCAACUCCAACCGUACCGGAUCUUCCAGUUCCAGUACAAGAUGAACAGAAAACUCUUAUCUACGUCUUGGUGAAGAGACCAGAAGAACAACCAGAAAUUCACAUUCCAACACCAGCACCAACGAAACCUAGCAAACCGGAAAAACAAGAAGGUGGUUAUCCAGAUUCAGGUGUACCAGCAUCAUUUGCAUCAUCUGGAGGAUCUGCACCAAGCGGAAGUUACGGAGUACCAACAUCGAAUGGUUAUUAA